UAUAUACUUUACCCACCGAACUUGUUAUAACAUUACUUCAUGAAUAUGUUUUUAUUUCCAUCAAUAAUUUGGGAGGCCAAACAAAAAAUAUAAUAACCAAAUUGCCAGUCCGUCCAGUCCGCACUUUACCAAAUUAGAUAAGAUUUGUCUCAAUGACGUCGUGUGAUGAUAAAAAAUGCGAAUAUAAUGCUGACCAUUCCUCGUGUACAGUUAGUUUAGUUUGAAGCUUCUUACUGUCAACAGCAUAAUGGCAUAUGCGCCGAUUUUUCUCACUCUAUCAGUGUUAUGUGUUAUAUUUUAUUAUUAUUUAAAAAGGAGCAAACAGUUCUGGAAAAGGUUUAAUGUCGUCGGACCAGAGCCUGACUUGUUGUUCGGCAACUACAAAGAGCUUAUAUUCAGGAGGAUUACAAAUCCCGAGUUACAAGAACAAAUUUACAGAGCUUAUCCUAAAGAGAAAGUAGUCGGUUUAUACCGUUUUAAUACACCGAUGCUUCUCUUGAGAGACUUGGACCUCAUCCAGCAAGUGUUUAUUCGUAAUUUCGACAGCUUUGUGAACCGCGGUGCGGAGUUUGGCGAUAAACUCGGUGACAAUUUAGCGGCAAGCAGCGAUGACACGUGGAGGUUGCUGCGCAGCCGUCUCUCACCCAUAUUCACUUCAGGCAAACUGAAAAACAUGUUGUAUCUAAUGGAGAGGUGCGGCGAUAAAAUGCUGGAGUAUUUGGAGCCGAAAACCUCAACCGCCUAUGAGUGCGAUAUCAUAAGUAUCAUUAAGAAGUACACAGUCGCUUCAAUAAGCGCUUGCGCGUUCGGCGUCGAUAUGGACCUGAAUAAUCCCGACAAGAAACUCGAGCAGAUCGACAAAAUGAUAUUUACGCAGUACUACGCGUUAGAGUUGUCCUUCAUAUGCCCUGGGUUGCUAAAAAAAAUGGGUGUCAACGUUGUGCCCACAGUGAUCCACGAUUACUUCGUAAGCUUGGUGAAUGUUAUCAAAAAACAACGCAACGGUGUACCGUCCAACAGGAAAGACUUCAUGGACUUACUUUUGGAGAUGAAGAACAUGAGUGAAUUGAGAGGAGCCCAAAAGAAUAAUAAUGGUGAAGCGAAAGUGCUCCAAAUCACAGACACGUUGAUAGCGGCGCAAGCCAUGGUAUUCUAUGCAGGUGGAUUCGAGACGUCUGCUACCACCGUCUCUUUCUUACUUCACGAACUAGCAAAGCACCAGGAUAUCCAGGACAAAAUAGUCGCUGAGAUAAAAGAUGUUCUCGACGAAAGUAACGGAGAAAUUAACUUGGAUACUUUCAAAAAGUUGACUUAUACGGCGCAAGCGAUCGAUGAAACGCUUCGAAUGUAUGCCAUUGCUGAUCUGCAGCGGAAAGUGUCUGCACCAUCUUGCACAAUACCUGGCACUAACAUCACUUUGAAGAGGGACGAUUAUGUGGUUGUUCCCACCAGGGGAAUCCAUUUCGAUGAGAAAUACUAUCCUGAUCCUUAUAAAUUCGAUCCCGAAAGGUUUUCGCCGGAAAACGUGAAGUCCAGACAUCCAUGUGCUUACAUGCCGUUCGGUCUUGGACCACGACAUUGCAUUGGGAUGCGCUUCGCCAAGAUCCAGUCUAAUAUAUUCCUAAUGAAGUUCUUGACCAAAUACAGAGUAGAACCGGCUGAUUGUUCCAAGGAGUUUAAAUUUGACCCAUGGAAAGUUACACUGGCCUCGAAGGAAGGAGUCCCAAUUAAGAUCGUACGAAGAAAUAUGUAAAUGAUAGAAGCGGUUGUUAAAGAGGUUUUUGUAUAAGCGUGUUUGAACUAUAACGCCUAUUCCGGCCGAUUCCGAGACGGACUGCAGACUGCAACCGCAGGCGACACUGCGGCUAGUGACUGCGGUCGACCGCAGCGUGGCGGCGGUCGUGGUUGCGUUUCCAAGCACGGCGGCAUGCUGCGACUACACAAUGCAUAGAACCAUGCAUGCCUCAGUCACUCCAGUCUGCGCCGCGGUCGCUUCGCUACGGCUCUCGGUCACAGGCUGCGCGCGUCGAAGCAGGCUGCAGUAUCGCCGCGUUUGGUGUCAAUUUCAUAGAAAAAAGUGGUGGCGCUGUAGUUAGCGGUCUGCAGUCUGUUCCGGAAUGGCACCUUAAAGACUGGUAAAUCUGCCAAGCAGCACCAAUUUAAACCAAUAGGACAUCGACGAAAUCGGUCCCAGUAUGCCCAAAAGAAUGUCCUUCACUAUUAUUUUUCUUUUAUUUUUUUAACUUAUUAGCAAUUAAUAGAAGUAAACGGACAAACUGUUUAAAAAAAUAAAAAUUUGUUCAUCUUAACUUGUCCUAUUUGGUAAACAAUCUUGGCACUCCUUUUUAUUGAAAAUACAGUAUUAAAAAUCAACUGAUAACUGGAUUCAAUAGGUUUCAGUCUUUAAUAACGAUAUAUUUUAAUAGGUUAUUGGCUUCAUUAUUAUUUUACUUUAAAUGGGUGAUUUUGUUAAUAAGUUGUGCCAAGAUUGUUUACCUUAAUAA
Chilo suppressalis (striped riceborer) is the source of this 2504-nucleotide messenger RNA. Lineage: Eukaryota; Metazoa; Arthropoda; Insecta; Lepidoptera; Crambidae. The record is from the annotation of a GenBank genome assembly.